Messenger RNA from Nannospalax galili (Upper Galilee mountains blind mole rat), 2622 nucleotides. RefSeq names its product TNF receptor superfamily member 13B (gene Tnfrsf13b). The transcript has 4 exons. NCBI's taxonomy places the organism in Eukaryota, Metazoa, Chordata, Mammalia, Rodentia, Spalacidae. The record is from RefSeq and is a predicted model, not a curated record. Bases 11 to 763 code for a protein of 250 amino acids. Gene Ontology annotation, cellular component: plasma membrane.
AGGGGUGGCUAUGGCAUCCUGUUCCAAAGAGCAGUACUGGGACGCCUUGGCAAAAACCUGUGUCUCCUGCUCGUUGACUUGCAGCCAGAGGAGCCAGCGCACCUGCACAGACUUCUGCAAGUUCCUCAGUUGCCGCAAAGAGCAAGGCACGUACUACGACCAUCUCCUUGGAACCUGUGUCAACUGUGCCUCCACCUGUGGACAGCACCCUUGGCAGUGUGCACACUUUUGUAAGAACAAGCCCAGAAGUCGGGUGAACCUCUUGCCUGACUUCGGGAGACCACAGUCCAGGGAGGUGGAAGCCAGGUCGGAAAACCCAGGAAGGAACCAGGGGUCAGAGCACAGAGGCUUGGACGCAGGUCCAGGUCUGAGGCUGAGUGGUGACCAGCUGGCCCUCGUCUACAGCACACUGGGGCUCUGCCUCUGCUUCAUCUUCUGCCUCUUCUUGGUGGCCGUGGCCUGCUUCCUCCGGCGAAGGGGAGAGCCACUCCCCAGUCAGCGUGCAGCAGUGCCCCGUAGGCCACAGGCCAAGUCCCCCCACGGCCCUGCGACAGAGGUCCACAGCGAAGCUUCGCCGCCGCAGCCUGUAGAGACCUGCAGCUUCUGCUUCCCAGAGCGCAGGCCGCCCACGCAGGAAAGCUCGCGCGCAGGGGUGACCCUUGGCCACGCAGGCACCGCCGCCCUGCAGUCCUGCGCACACGCCCCUGACAGCAGCCUGGGCGUCCUGCGCGCACCCACUCAGGACGUGGGCCCCGACGCGUGACAGCCGCUGGAGAGCGAGAUCAAGGAGACCGCGGAGCACGAGAGGCCGGGAGGGAUGGGGGAGACGGAAGAGAAGACGCGGGAGAACCGGGGCAGCACCCGCGGAGCAAGAAGGCGACCGCCCACGUCCACGGAGCCCACGCUUCGCUCUGACAGCCUAUUGGUUGCUGGCAACACCGUGACCCAGGCUUUGCACAUACACCUUUCCACAGAGCAGUCAACCUGUGCCCUUCUCGUUGGUGGAGGAAGAUGAAGAGAAGCCACAUCUAAGGAGCCCGAGGGCGGCACCUGAGGCAUUGUCUACACGGUCCUUACAAGUACCCUGAGUUCUAUGUACAUGUGCAAUGUUGUGUCAUGUGUGCAAGUGUAUGUGAAUUGUGUGUAUGAGUCGUUUAUGUGCACACAUGUAUAUGUGCAAAUUCUGUGUAUGCACGUGUGUGUACACAACAUGGCAUGGCCAGGCAAGGAAAGUGAGGGCCACUCCAGGUGAAGGCCAAACAUCUGAACGAAUGCUGGGUACUCCCUGGACUUGUACCCAUUUUAAUGAGCAUUUAAGCCUUCCUCUUUAGUUGCAUUUAAGCCUCCAGGUGCAUAAAACUAUCCUUAGAAACAUUUUCCAAGCAAGGAAAAUGUGUGACUGUGCACAGUAAAACUGCUCAUCCUUACUACCCAGGUACUUGGCAGGCCUAUCCACCCCCAAAGGCCACAGCUUACUUGGGCAGGUUCAGAUAGGAGUCUUGGUGCUCCAUCUGAGCUCCUGUUCUCACCAUCCCUGGCUGGUAGGCUGCACACAGGUCACCAUCCACAGUACCACCGAUGGCAGCUCCAAUAAUAGUGGCAGUCCACAGCUGGGGAGUUUGGAAGUCUGUGAUCAAGGUGCCUGCAGAAUUGGCUCCUCCUAAGGCUGCACAUGCCAGACCUGUGCAUGGCUUCCCCUUAACUUAGUGGUGGCCAUUCUCCCUCUUCACUCAGUCUCUGGGUCCAAAUUCCCCUUUAUAAUCCAGAUUAGGCACCACCAAAUGAGUUCAUUUUGACUUCUUUGUAAAGACCUUAUCUCCAAAUAAGGUCACAUCUGAAGCUCAGGGUUAGGACUUCAAUAUACAAGGUUUGGGGGACAAAUUCAACCCACAACAAAGGCCUUGAGAGGCUGCCACUGCUUCAUCUGUCAACAAGUUGGAGUCUGACCAGUUCUAUUUCAAGAUAUGUUUUGUCCAGUGUUGUUCCAACUCACAUCCCUACCACACCUACUAUGAUCAACUUCAUUUCUUGCACCAGGGAUGGCAAGAAGACCCUUGUCCUUGGGUGCUGGAUGUGAGGUGAGGAAUGUUAUGGUCGCAUGUUCAGACAGUCUCAGGAGAUACACCCACUUCUUGUCUUUAGAUCUGUAGUUUUACAGUUCUGCCCAUCUGAAUCUGAGGGGCUCUGGAUUCAAGAUGCUUCUGAAAGCAGGAGCAGAGGAGCCAAUAACAUGGCACUGAGAGCCCAGCCUCAGCUUCAAAGAUCUUGGGGGGUUUUGGUAAGCAUUUCAACUGGUGUUUUGCAUAUAAAUUUUGUUUUUAAAAAGAAAAGGCUCUUUUGCUAAUUUUAUGUUGUGUUGGUCCUAAAUAUAGCCCGAUUCCACUUGCAUGACCUCUUUACAAUUUUUACUAUGUAUUAAUUGAAUAAAAUGGGUUUCAUUACAUAUCUUCAAACAUGUAUACAAUAUGCUUGAUAAUAGUCCCCCAUCCCCCUUCCACAGUCCCCUCUUCCUAAAUAGUUCCCCUUCUAGCUUCAUGUCUUUCAGAAGCUGUCUAGAUCUCUAUAUGUGAGAAAACACACUUGUCUUCCUGGAUCUUAGCAUGAUGAUCUCACAUUCCGUCC